CAGCAGCCUCGCAUACUGUGGCACGCAUGGCGAGCGCUCCGGACGGCGAUGAAAUCCUCUCGUCGCUGCCGUACCAAGUGCUGUUGGUGUUUGGCGGUUGGUUCUACGUCCUGUUUGCAGCUGUGGAGCUGUUCCUGCUGCUUUUCAAAGGGCUGAGCUUUCCUUACCCAAGCGGCAACAUGGCCUCCGAGGUGUGCCUGCUGGCCUUUCUGACGGUCAUCGAGAGUGUCCGUGUCAGCCUGGGCAAACGGGGAAACCUGACGGAACACAGCCCGUGCCUAGCACUGUCAGUGGUGCUGACGGUGCCGUCGAUACUAGGGGCGCUCUACUUCCUGCUGUGGCAGACAUACGUGCUGCGGCUGGACUGGGUCCUGGCCGCAGGGCAGGUGGCGCUGCAGGCGCUUCAGACGCUGUUAGCCGUCACCACCAUGGUGGCUACCAAGUGAAGCCCCCGUAGAUUCAAUGCUCCCUUUCACCAAGCACCCACAACACUUUCUAGAGUAUUCUCAGUGAAUCAUUUUCGGUGAUACCGUCACUUUCGUGUGACACGGCACCGGAUGUGUUGGCAUCUAGGGGUAACAGUGUUAGUCACGCAGUGCCAAACACGCUGUCAGGAGGAGCGGCAGGAACGUCAUUGCCUGUAGACGCAGAUGCGUCCUGGGCCGAGCUAAGUGAUGGCAUCCCCGAAAGUGAUCGACCAAGAAUGUCACUCCACUGCUGCCACUGAUGCACACUCCAAGAGAAAGAAAACUACUGCUCUCUAAAAUCAAUUUUGCACCCUUUGGGAUUUAUCUUGUCCGUAAACAAUAAUCGUCAUCUAUCUUGCAUGCCUUUCUUUUCUUUAGUAACGCUGCGUACCCAGCACUUGCGUGUCACAAACACCAUGUGUAUUAUCACCGUGACAUAGCAUUGUUGACAGGAAAGUAGCGAGAGCAGAGUUUUCAAGGAAGGAAGCGCAAACCAGACAGGUGACGAUCAUUGUUUGGGGACAGAUCUUGCUUUUUUUAGAAUAUGGAGGCAGGAUAUGAAGUGAGUCCUUUCUUUCUUUUUGUUCUCACUUAAGAACUUGUUGGUAACUCGCAACUGAUUCAUCUUGAAGCAGCAGUGUGUCAUGGACAAUAGACGCAACAAUGUGGAUGCUGCAAAUGUUUAAAACAGACAAGCUUUAUUCCUCAGGAACUGAUGUCCCAGCAAGCAUUAGCCAAAGUUCUAAAAUAUUCUGGUGCACUAUAGGAGGAUGCACUGGUUAGAUUAAUUCAUCAAAUUUUGCAAGUCUUAUAUAUUUAGAGACAAAGUUCCGUUCAAAAUUGUACAGCAUUCCAGGAAGACAUCCAUUUCGACAGUAUUUAUAUUCAUGCCUAUUAUGCAGUUAGUCUUUCCAUACCAUGAAGGAAGCCCGCAAAAUGUGAAGAUAACGACAUAACUGCGUGUUUGCGCAAGGUUGCAUUGGUCUCGAACGUGCCAUGCAUGAACACAAUGCAUUUAGCCUGGUGUCUUGGCACUCAAAAAAGUCACAGGGCAGUAAGGUGGGUGUUGCCUUCGAAAUUCACACCAGCGGUGGUGCCAGUUGCAGGGCCAAAAGCAACAAAUGGGGAUGUUUACGUGGGUGAAAGCAAAAUAAGAACCUAAAAUUGCCACAGCCCUGUCACUUUCUCUAUAGCAGCAGACUUGAUUGAAAGCACUGCCAUCGCCAUGCACGAAUGUGCAUUCAUAUAGUUGUGCAGAAAUUUUCUUAUUUCGCUGGCCUCCUUUAUGAUGCAGGAAUAAAUUAUGAUGCAAUAGGUACAAAUGUGAUUACUGCUGAAUCGGACAUUAUAACAUCCGAUUCAGCAGGGUAGCUUGAGGUUUGCGGCCCAAGGUGGCAUGGAAUGAGCACACAAAUUAACUGAUGCUUUUUCUUUUUUUGUCUUUCAUAAUUUCGACUUAGUAGUAGUACGUACUCCUAAGCCUACUUAGUAGUACGUACUACUAAGUAGUAGUACAUGGUGCUUCAUCUAUGCUUGCAAUUCCACUUUUGCGUUCUUGUCUCCAUUGUCUUUUACAUGUUGCUGAAUGAAUAUGCCGAACCCACUAGCCCAUCAACAUAUGCUGUCACGACACAUUGCUUAGGAACAUAGACAAAACACAGGACGAAGAAACAUGCGAUAAUAUCGAUGUUCCUGAAUGCUGUCAAAAAAAAGUACAGCUCACAUCAUUUGCCCUUUCAUUUACGCUCAUUUUGUCUGUGCCUUGGUACAAUGAGUUGUCCUCGCAAAUUUGCACAACUUUUUUUUUUUUACAAGACGGGGUGAAACUUACAAAAUGACAACACAGCCAACUGCAGCAAGCAUUUGCACAAAGCCCAGUUAGCCACCUCUAUUACUCUGAGAUGUGGCACAAAUAUCUAGUUACACCCUGUAGCAAUCAUGGUGUGCUUUCCAACACACUUUCGUCGGCAAAAAAAAAGAAAUGCAUAACACAGUAAGGGUUCUUGGAAACUGGAAAAAUGUCCGUGUGGGGGCUUUUCAUGCCAUUUGUGGAUUUAUGGUAGAUUGCUUUCAGCUGCUGUGGUAGCUCAGUGGUUAUGGCGUUCUGCUGCUGAAUGUGAGGUCACGGGUGUGGCUCCCAGCGUCAGCUGCCGCAUUUCCUGAGGACGAUAUGCAAAAAAAUGCUCACGUACUUUGAUAUAGGUGCACGCCAAAGAACUCCAGGGGAUCAAAAUUAAUCUGGAGCCGUCCACCACGGCGUGUCUCGUAGCUGUCGUGUUGCUCUGGGACACAUGAAUCAGCUAAUUCGUAGAUCGCCUUCAGGACUACCUCUGUUACGACAAAUUCUCUGGUUAGCUGAACAUUUCGAGGGCCUCAGUUUAGACUUCUGUUAAAUCAUUGCACUGCUGUGUUUUACCAAAACUUGAAGAUUUUGUAAGACAGGACACAUUUCUAAGGUCCAUUAGUGCCCUUUCUGAAGGUGCUUUUAAGCAGUUCAUUUAUAAUAGAAACAUUUAGAAAUAUAUAUAUAUAUAUUUUUUUUCAUUACUGUGUAUUAUUGCUAUAUCUGAGCCGACUUUAUGCAUCUCGACUACACGAUGCCACAGACAAUACUGGCAGCGGUGUAGCCAUGGGGUGGCACACAGGGCACAUGACCCUGCCCUCCCCCAAAAAGUUACUGGGUUAGUAUGUGACCUUCCCGGUCCCUCUCCCCCUCCUCCUACCCCUCCCCCACCCUGUUGGAGUGGGUGCCUCUCCUGAAAAUAAUUUCUGGCUAUGCCACUGAAUACCGGUUAUAAUUGGUAAUUACUAUGGUACAUUGUUGUUUGAAGGCUGCAGUGUUAGGUAGUGGAGUGUGCAUUGCACACUGUUGUGGCCACACCGUUGCAAUUCACAGGUCUAUAGAUUCAUGUCCCGUCAUGGAGUCAUAUUCUAAAAAGUGUGCAAGUUUCAGCACGUCACCACUGACUCCACUGGCCAUCUAGCAUGAAAGGAGACCGCAAUGCGCUUAGCUAAAUGCUCAAGGACUUCGAAGGGCUGUCAUUAUGAUCUCUAAGCUCAGUGCUCAUCUAGGAAAAAAAUAUAUUGCCCUGUAAUGUAAGACAACUCCAAAUCUUGCAUCAUAACAUCUAGUCAUGUCUUUUUACUUGUUUAUACAACUGGAUGUGAUAUUUACAUGAUAUAUUGCUUAUAUUAUUUAUAUGUAAAUUGUCCUUUGUCACCAAAGGGCUUAUGUGUUUUUGAUGUCAUUGUGUUCAUACUUUUGUGUCCUUUGUUCAGAACUUGCAAGCUUUAAAACUGUUUCGUACACACACCUGUGAAAUGGAAAGAUUGUACACAGUGCUUAUUCACAUAAAAAAGCAUAUGUAUGAGUUUGAAAACAAUAAAAAAUUUUU
This is a messenger RNA of Dermacentor silvarum, 3862 nucleotides long. RefSeq names its product transmembrane protein 216. The transcript is spliced from 5 exons. The record is from RefSeq and is a predicted model, not a curated record. The coding region runs from base 27 to 446 and encodes 139 amino acids. Gene Ontology annotation, biological process: non-motile cilium assembly. Lineage: Eukaryota; Metazoa; Arthropoda; Arachnida; Ixodida; Ixodidae. Gene Ontology annotation, cellular component: ciliary transition zone.